AUGUCGAACAACUUCGACGCCGUGACGCAGUCUGACUGGCAGGGUCAGUACUCGUUCCUCCCGCCGGGGGAUGGGACCAUCUUUUCGCAGCCGUACGAGCAUGUGGCGAGCUCGGCCGAGAACGCCGAAACACACUCGCGGCCCCGAACUGUGGCCGGGCCGGGCGAGCCGCCGAAGCCAGGGAGCUCGCCACUCAGCCUCAGCCACCGCAUCGAUCCUCUGGGUCUGCGGCAACCACGGCAGCCGUCUCCGAUCCCCGAGCAACCAGAGACUCAGGGGGAGCAAUAUGCAUCAAAGGCGGCCGAGUCAGCCCCCGAAGAAUCGUUGGUCUCAACCGGGACGCAUAGCAUCUCACUUGGCUCCAACCCCCUGAGCUCGGUGCCAUCGGCGGGGCAAGGUUCCGAGACGGCGCCGGGCCAGCCGGGAAACGAGGGGCAUGCGGCCGUCAAAGACGAAGACGAAGAGGCGGUGUCAGAGGAUGAGGAGAUGAUCGAAGCGGAGGCGGAAGCGGAAGGAGAAGGAGAAGGAGGAGAAGGAGAAGGAGAGGCGCAGGCUCAACCCCAAACCGCGGCCGAGAGAACGGCACAGCGCCGGAAGAUGAAGCGGUUUAGACUCACCCACCAGCAAACGCGGUUCUUGAUGAGCGAGUUCGCGAAGCAGCCGCAUCCCGAUGCAGCACACCGCGAACGGCUCUCGAGAGAGAUCCCCGGCCUCAGCCCUCGUCAAGUACAAGUGUGGUUCCAGAACCGGCGCGCCAAGAUCAAGCGAUUGACGGCGGACGACCGCGAGCGGAUGAUGAAGAUGAGAGCAGUUCCGGAGGAUUUCGACAGUCUGGGCGCACUCCACUCCCCGUACGGCGCAGUGCACGGCCUGGGAACACCGCUCACCUCGCCGGUAGACCUGGGCGCGUCGCCGUAUGCCGACCACAUGAUGCGGCCGCUCAUGGUGGACGUGCGGCGUCACGACGGCGACGACCACCUCUCGCCCACCGGUCUCAGCCCGGCCUUUGGAAGCAUAGGCUUUGGCCCGCCGGCGGGACUCGGCACGCCCGACAUGCUGUCGCCCAUCUCGCCAACCUCGGCCGACCACCACCGAUACGGCUACCCGAGCUACCCCUCGGCCACGUCCCUGGGUGCCGGGCCGAGGACGUCGAACCCGUUCGCCCGGCAGGCAAGCUUCGAUUCCGGGAUGGGGUCGUACGGGCAGCACGCGCGCCGACAGAUCCGGCCGUUACAGCCGCUCCAGCUCCGUGACACGUUGACCAGGUCGCGCUCCGACACGCUCCAGUCGCCGCUGCGGUCGAGCAUGUCGUGGAAGGGGGAGGCUCUGGACUACACGACCUAUCAUGGCGGGAACCCGUCCCCGCAGAUCGGGGCCCGGCAUCACAGCCUCUACCAGCAGGAUCCGGUGGGCGCCAGCUCUGCAAGCGGCCUGAGCCCCUACGACUCGAGCCACUACUCGGCGUCUACUGUCCAGUCGCCCACACACUACUCCGGCUUCCAGCCCUCCAGUUUGCAGGCUGCGGCCGCGGCGAACCAGCAGCGGGGAUCACGCUUGCGGGCCGCGUCCGCGUCGGCCUCCCUCCCGCUAGGCUUGGAUCUGCGGACGCAGUUCAGGUCGCCCUUCGGGUCCGGCGGUCUGCAGAGCACCACCACCGCCACCACCACCACCAACUCCCAUCAUUCCCCGUCGGGGUCGGGGGCAGGGCCGCGCGCAACAGCGUCAUCGGCGGCCGCCUCGCACCUCGGCGCCCUCUCGGUAUCGUCCAGCUACACGGGGAGCUUUCCCUCGGCGCCGCUCACAGCGCCCGUUGAUUUCUCGCUGCCCCGGACGUCGGCCGCCGGCGGCGGAUACCGAACCUCGUCCUCCUCCUCCACCUCGGCGGUGGCGACCGACCACUACUCGAUGCCGCAACUGAGCGCCCCGAUCACGCAGCCCACCGACUUCUUCCAGGCCAGCGCCGCAGCUGCGAGGACCCCGCUGAGGGAUACGUUUGGCGGGCCCGGCGCCGGCGGGGGCGGGGGCGGAGCCGGAGCCGGAGGGGGAGGAGGAGUUGGAGGAGUUGGAGAUGACUACUCCCAAGACCCGCUGGGCAUCAUCAGGCGCAAGCGCAGCUUCACGGGGCCGUCUUCUUCUUCGGCCGCCGUCACGGCUGCGGGGACAGGCGGGUACGGCGGCGGUGCGGCAUAA
Chaetomium strumarium is the source of this 2190-nucleotide messenger RNA. RefSeq lists its product as uncharacterized. Gene Ontology annotation, molecular function: RNA polymerase II transcription regulatory region sequence-specific DNA binding; DNA-binding transcription factor activity, RNA polymerase II-specific. The transcript has 3 exons. Bases 1 to 2190 code for a protein of 729 amino acids. Gene Ontology annotation, biological process: regulation of transcription by RNA polymerase II. NCBI's taxonomy places the organism in Eukaryota, Fungi, Ascomycota, Sordariomycetes, Sordariales, Chaetomiaceae. The record is from RefSeq and is a predicted model, not a curated record.